Messenger RNA from Camponotus floridanus (Florida carpenter ant), 2530 nucleotides. RefSeq lists its product as uncharacterized. Bases 1209 to 2237 code for a protein of 342 amino acids. The record is from RefSeq and is a predicted model, not a curated record. Lineage: Eukaryota; Metazoa; Arthropoda; Insecta; Hymenoptera; Formicidae. The transcript has 5 exons.
UAUAUAUAACAAAGAGGAAAGCGCGGAAAAACGGGCAGAGGAGUGUGAAAAAGAGAAAGAGAGGAAAAGAGAAAGAGAAGAAAAUAGAGAAAGAGAGAGCAGAAUCCCGGAGAGAGACGAGAAUAUCCGACGAGGCGCGCCGCGCUACCAUCACCCCUCUACGCUGGUUCUUCCCCCACCUCCCAUCUACCACCCGACCUCGCAUAACGGCAGCAACCCCCGAACGGGCUUUCUCCUUCACCUCAGUAGCGCCGGGCGUCUCGACGCGGCAGCACGUUGCGUUGGGGGAUUCGACACGCUUCGGUCGUAUUUCCAAAAUUCAGUAUACAUUCUCAAACUCUCUUUCUUUCUCUCGCUUUUUCUCCCUAUUUAUCUUGCUUGGGAAAUUGUCACUCCUCUCUCGUUUAACCGUUUUUCAACCGUCGUUCCAGCCACCGUCGCGCAGUCCUUAUCAACCUUCUCGAGAAUUCACGGUGGGAUCCGCCCACGCGCGUGAGUGACUUUUCCCUCCCCCUCUAACGCUGAUCCUUCCCCCCUUUCCUGCCGUGCCUCUCCAUCGCGCAGGAAAACAGCGACGCGUGCAGUCGCGUUCGCCGAAGUCCCGAAACUGGAAGCGUUUUUUCGGGAUCAGUGAGAUCCGCGAGGAAAGACGGGUUUUUUUCCGGGUUUUUUCUUUUUCUCACUUUAUCUUUGCCUUUCUGCACGUCGCACCCUGUUCGACCGCGCGUCAAGGCGAGACCUGUCGUUAUGGGGGAGGACCUACCCUCCGGAGACGCCCGGCGCGAUUAGUUCCAGGUGGGCUUGCGAAAGCGCGCCAGGUAUACGCGGGGAUUUUCGAGUGUAAAAGUUGAAUUUGAACCGUUCCGUUUUGACGGCGUACGACCUGUCAUCCCUGACCGUCGGAAUCGGUUUGGAAGACUUGCCCGUCUAUUCUCUGUACUGUCUAUUGUGUCGGGCGCAGUCUAUGAAUCGGAGGUGUCGCGCAUCCUUUCAGUGUGAGCCGCAGGUGUAUAUGCGAUUCAUCCGAUCCGUGUAACUGUGCCGAUGAUCGUGUCUAUGACGAUUCAGCCGAUUGCUCCGAAGUGUCGUGUGCCGGAUUUCUUCGUCGCAUUGUUGAUUUCCGAGUGAUUCGGAGUGACAUUGUGCAGUGACAUUGUCUCCUCGGAACAUCCUAAUCGGAAGGAAGGAUUUUAAAAGCAGUCGCAAUUAUGGCUGUGAUGAGAACGACGUCGAUGCUUCGAUCGGAUUGCGGGGUUUCCGACGACGGCCGAGGGUCGCGAAGGUGCAACCCUCGGACGGGGACGAGGGCCGGCGGUCGUCGGGUGUCAAAGGAAUCAUUUAGUGUCGAAAGUGGAUCGGUUGCGGCGAAAAGCGGUGGUUCUGGCAAGUUCCUUCUGGUUGGCGCUGUCCUGGCCAUACAAUUUGUCGGCGCGGCAGCGAUAUCCAGCAAGGCGGGCAAUAUCCAAGUGGACUUUAAGAUGCCAAAAGAGGCUACAGUGGGUUCCUCGAUCGAUCUGAGAUGCGAGUGGCGAAUAUCGGGUGGCGAUCUCUACUCGGUCAAAUGGUACAAGGAUGAUCACGAAUUCUUUCGAUUUCUACCCGACAGCGCUCAAAGAACCCAGAUAUUUCCUCGGCCAGGCGUAAAAGUUGAGACAAGACCGAACAACGAAAAGAAAUCGAUAAAAUUGAAGGAUCUCGUCCUAGAGAGCUCUGGCCAAUACAAGUGCGAAGUUUCUACCGAGGCACCAUCCUUUGCUACCACUUAUCAGACUGCCAAUCUAACGGUGAUACUGCCUCCGGACAACGGACCGGAAAUCACAGGCCUGUCCCUGCACUACGCCAUCGGCGAGAACGUGACUGCCAAGUGCAUCUCCUGGCCGUCCAUGCCUAAGGCCAAUCUACAUUGGACCAUCAACGACGAUCCGGUACCAUUGGAGAACACUAUCCAGUAUGCACCGAUGGCACCCACAAACAGCGGGGCAAUCCCGAACACUCUGGGGCUAAGUUUGGAGACCGAACAACGACACUUCAAAGGCGACGGCAAACUAGUGAAGAUCAAAUGCAUCGCCGAGGUGGGCUCACGCAAGUACGAGACCGAGCGCAUGGUGCAUAUGGCAUACGUAAACAAUCAGAGGCUCAGCGCAGGUGAUAUGCAUGCGGCCGCGCGCAGCAUCCGCACCGAUCUUCUAGCUAAAUUGCUGACGGCGAUCCUCGCCCUCGUUCUGCUCACGACGUGACCUACCGGUUUUCUUCUCGCGUGAGUCGGCCUCCACGAACGGAAAUCACACGUUACAGCGCGCGCGCGAUCGCUUCAGGAACGCGCGACAGAUUCAGUGUCAGUUGUCCGAUCCUUACGUAUAUAAAAAUUAGGCUUAGUUAUUAAGCGAUGAUACACUCGGCGAUUGAUCGGCGAUUAAUCGAUCGACCGGCUCGCUCUCGAUCUAAACAGAUGUGCCCUGCGACGAUUCACUAUAAUUGAUAAAUUCUUUAGACAAAAUACAUGGAAGAUGAAAAUCUCGUUGAGAUAAGG